This is a messenger RNA of Pan troglodytes (chimpanzee), 5269 nucleotides long. RefSeq lists its product as uncharacterized. The coding region runs from base 30 to 923 and encodes 297 amino acids. NCBI's taxonomy places the organism in Eukaryota, Metazoa, Chordata, Mammalia, Primates, Hominidae. The record is from RefSeq and is a predicted model, not a curated record. The transcript is spliced from 13 exons.
AGCGCAGGUCGGCGAGUUUGUGGUAGGGAAUGGUGGGCAGGGCGCUGCAGAUGGCCUCCCCGUUCAUGGUCCCGGGCGCUCAGGCCGGUUCCGGGUGUGCCCCCUGCUGCGGCGGCUCCCAAGGCUCCCCCGCCGCGCUCAGGCGCCCAGAUACGCCCCUGCACGAGCGAGGCCGGCAAGACCCUUUUUGCCCCGCAACACUAGGUCACGAGGGCGCCCAUUCCCCGGAUGGCCCACGCCAGCCGCUGCUUCUCCGAACCAGAGCUGACUUCUUUUCUAGAGACUGGUGCCAACGCCGUAGCGCCGCGAAAGAGCUUCCUCUCUCGCAGCCCCGGCCCUCCCCGGCGCGCGCAGCGACCAGCUCCGGCCGCCCGAGCUCCUCCCUCCCCAAACUUCGCAGGUUACGUCAGCGGCGGACAGCAAGGCGGGGAGAGGGGCAGCCCGCUCGCGGCCCUCCCGCCUGGCUCUCCUCGGCCUGCGGCCGGGAUCCUCCGCCCGGGUCGCGCAGCCGAGGCCGAGGGCUGGGGCGGGCGGCUGGGAAGUGGGAAAGGGAGCCAGAGGCGCUCCUUUUGUCUUCUCUUCCCAUCCCCCAGGUUUGGGAAAGUUUUACUUUUGGGAAAGCCCCUCUCUUCAUCCUGCUGGCGGGUGUCGGAUUGGUUAGCGGCCACCGGCCCCCGCCGCCCCCAACAGGAUUCUCCUUUGGGCCACAGGUCUUCCGGAAGUUGCCAAACCCCGGUAGUGGCAGCGUCCGGCUGGGGGCUUUAUUAGGGGGCACCGGGGUCUGCUUUCCGACUCCCUUCCGACUCUGCGCCUGCGCAGGAAGCUUUUUGGGGAGUGUUGUGAAUUCCGAGGGCUCCACACUUAAAAGGUUGUACACUCACCUGUCUACCUGGACUCCAAUUUCCAUAUUUCCAGCCACUUGAGGACUGAGAGGUGGAUGAUAAACCCUGUCAUAGUGGAGCAAGUUCAGGUGUUUAACCGCUGUUACGGGGGAUCUGCCUUUUCUCCCUCUCCUUUCUUACUUCCAUGAGUAUGUAUGUGCAGAGAUUGAAAAAUGACCUUGAGAGAGUCCAUCCAUCUAACUCCAGUUCAUUGGAAAUUUCUGCUUCUUUGAGACUGAGGUUAUAUUCCACUUCUUCUGACUACACCACCACCAUCAAGCUCCUUCUCUGAACUCUUGGAUCAUUACUUCAACCUGAAACAACUCAUCAGGCAGAAUAGUUGCCUACUGCCCCAACCCCACCAAAUGUUCCAGCACCUCUGAUAUUACCUCACAUGGCAAGAGGGCUUUGAAGAUGUGAUUGAGUCAAGGAUCUUGAAUGGGGAGAUUAUCCUGAAUUACUCAGGUGGACCCAGUGUAAUCACAAAGGUUUUUCAAAGAUGGAAGAGGGCAGAAGAGCCAGAAAAGGAUAUGUGACAAUGGAGUCAGUGUCAGAGUUGGAGUGACGUGAUGUGAGAAGGAUUCAACCUGCUGUUUCUGGCUUUGAGGAUGAAAGAAGGGGCCAUGAGCCAAGCAAUACAGGUGGCUUCUUUCAAGAAGUUGGAAAAGUGGUAAUAUUUUAUGUUAUUUUGGUUUGAUUUUUGUUUGUGGCAUAUGGCUCUGCUGUCCUGUGACUCUAAGUAGAAGAGAAAAUAGUGCCAAUAAUUUCUUCGUGGAGAUGCACCUCUCUCUCUUAAGUCUUGAACAAUGUUUGAGGAGGAAAGACCAAAAAAGGAUAAAACACACCAAAGUUUGUUCAAUCCAGCCAGUCCCCAGCAAAGACCUAAAAGAAUGAAUUCAUUUUCUGGGUAUUGGUUCCAGGUUCACCUGUGCAUACUAAAACCCAGGCAUACUCAAAUCCCAGAGUUGGCUCUGAAGCAUCUGAGGAUAGGAAAAGUCAGCUCUCCUUAUACAGGAAACAUUGCAGCGUUAUAAGAGAAAUUAUAGACUAUUUGUUGAAGCUCAGCGUGUCCAUCUCCCUGCUUUGAAGAAGGAUGUUGGGAACUGACUGUAAGGAAGACAGGAUUGGAGAACCAGGUUUAGAAGAGAAAAGGCAGUACCAGAAGUUUUUGAUUGGAGAAAACUACAGGGCAAUGUUGCACAAGAACCAUUGCUGUGUCUCAGGACUGCAUCAUUGCUUACCCAACAUGACUCAGCCUCGGUAUUGCCACUGACUCACGGAGCUCCUAAUAGAGGAGAAUUAGUGUCACAGAUUGACUGGAAAACCAAUCCACAUGAAGCCAGGAAGAGAAAUGAAGCUGCUGUUGCUGAAUCCAUAGCUGGCCUUAAUGAUGCUGGCUAGGAAAGACGGCCCAUUCUGGGAGAGAUAAGUCAAUUUUGCAGUGUCUGUUAUUAUCAUAGUGACUAUUGUCCUCCUGUUUUAUAUUUAUUUACCUAAAUUGUUUUGGAAAGACUCAGAGGUAUAGAGACAUGCCUACUUUUUGCAAAAAUCAUCACACUGUCAUGGAGGUAGUCCAGGCUAUGGGGCUCUUAUUUGUUGGUGUCUUGGGCAAGUUGCUUGACCUCUGAUCAUUGUUUGCUUAUUCUUAUAUCGCCCCUGUAUUUCAGACUCACUCUGUGUCAGGCAUUUGUUUACCUUUGUAGCAAGCUCAGGAGGAAAAUACCAUUGCCCUUGUUUUACAGGUGAUGAAACUGUACGUUUUCCAAGGACACAGUGCUAGGGAUUAUCAGUCUCAGACAUCUGCGUGAGCUGCAUCUGGGAGAGCUAUGUUUCUGAAUCUUUCUUGGUCUAUCAUAUAUCAUAUAUGAGUGUACAUUAGUCAAACGUCACUCACCAUCACCAAGAUGGAACUUUAAUGCUAUCUCUUAUGUCAUUGCUGUUUCAAAAACCUCAGACUCAGGAUCAGGAAUCAGGAAUCAGAAGAAAAUAUUAAUGAUAACUUCAUCCUCAAGCACAAUGGACAAAGCUAUAGAUGUACCUAAUUCUUCAGCAAAAAUGUACAGUUAUGAGAUCUUGACAUCUAUGGUUCUUCAUUGUUCAGGACACAGCUGAAGUAUUACCUUUCCCAAGAGAUCUUACAUGACAAUAACCACCCCUGUCCUAUGUUUUGGUAUCAAGAUGAAGCUGACCUCAUAGAAUGAGUUGAAGAGUAGUCCCUCCUCCUCACUUUCUUGGAACAGUUUCUGUAGGAAUGGAACCAGCUCUUCUUUGUACAUCUGGUAGAAUUUGGCUGUGACUCCAUCAGGUCCUGGGCUUUUUUUUUUUUUUGGUUGGUAGGCUAUUUAUUACUGAUUCAAUUUUGGAGCCCAUCAUUGGUCUGUUCAGGGAAUCAAUUUCUUCCUGGCUCAGUCUUGGGAGGGUGUGUGUGUCCAGGAAUUUAUCAGUCUCUUCUAGAUUUUCUAGUUUGUGUGCAUAGAGGUGUUUAUAGUAGUUUCUGAUGGUUGUCUUUAUAUCUGUUGGGUCAGUGGUACCAUUCCUUUCAUCAUUUUUAAUUGUGUUUAUUUGGAUCUUCUCUUUUGUCUUCUUUAUUAGCCUAGCUAGUGGCAUAUCUAUUUUAUUAAUUUUUUCAAAAAACCAAUUCCUGGAUUUGUUGAGAUCUCUACAAUAAGCAUUACAAAACACUGCUGAAAGAAAUCAGAGAAGACACAAACAAAUGAAAAAAACAUCUCUUGCUCAUGGAUAGGAAGAAACAAUGUUAUUAAAAUGGCUAUACUGCCCAAAGUAAUUUACAGAUUCAUUGUUAUUCCUAUCAAACUGCCAACAAUAUUCCUCAAAGAACUAGAAAAAACUAUUUUAAAAUUCAUAUGGAACUAAAAAAGAGCCUUAAUAGCCAAGGCAAUCCUAAACAAAAAGAAAAAGCUGGAGGCAUCACGCUACUUGACUUUAUGCUACAAGGCUACAGUAGCAAAAACACCCAUGUUUCUGGUACAAAAACAGGUGCAUAGACCAAUGGAACGGAAUAAAGAGCCCUGAAAUAAUGCCGCACAUCUCCAACUAUCUAGUCUUUGACAAAGCUGACAAAAACAAGCAAUGGGGAAAUGACUCUUUAUUCAAUAAAUAGUGCUGGGAUAACUGGCUAGUCAUAUGCAGAGGAUUGAAGUUGGACACUUUCCUUACACCAUACACAAAAAUCAACUCAAGGCAGAUUAAAGACUUAAAUAUAAAUCCGAAAACUAUAAAAACCUUGCAAAACAACCUAGUCAAUACCAUCCUGGAUGUAGGAAUGGGCAAAUAUUUCAUGACAAAGACACCAAAAGCAAUCACAACGAAAGCAAAAAUUGACAAGUGGAAUCUAAUUAAACUUAAGAACUGCACAGCAAAAGACACUAUCAACAGAGUAAAUAGACAACCUACAGAAUGGGAGAAAGUAUUAGCAAACUAUGCAUCUGACAGACAAAGGUCUAAUAUCUAGCAUCUAUAAGGAUCUUAAACAAAUUUACAAGAGAAAAGCAAACAACCCUAUUAAGAAGUGGGCAAAGGACAUGAACAGACACUUCUCAAAACAAAACAUAUAUGUGGUCAACAAGCAUUUGAAAAAGAGCUCAAUAUCACUAAUCGUAAGAGAAAUGCAAAUCAAAACCACAAUGAGAUACCAUCUCAUAACAGUCUGAAUGGCCAUUAUUAAAAAGUCAAAAAACAACAGAUGCUGGUGAGGUUGUGGAGAAAAGGGAACACUUAUACACUGUUGGUGGGAGUAGACAUUUGUCCAACUAUUGUGAAAAGCAGUAUGGUGAUUCCUCAAAGAGCUAAAAGCAGAACUACCAGUUGACUCAACAAUUCUAUUACUGGAUAUAUACCCAGAGGAAUAUAAAUUGACCAUAUGGUGUUUCUACCAUAAAGACACAUGCAUGUGAAUGUUCAUUGCAACACUAUUCACAAUUGCAAAGACAUGGAAUUAACCUAAAUGCCUAUCAAUGACAGAUUGGAUAAAGAAAAUGUGGCACUUAUACACCAUGAAAUACUAUGCAGCCAUAAAAAAGAACAAGAUGUCUGUGGACAGAACAUGGAUGGAGCUGACAAAACAAAAAAACAAAAAAAAUUUAGCAAACUAACACGGGAACAGAAAACCAAAUACCACAUGUUCUCACUUAUAGGUGGGAGCUAAAGGAUAAGAACUUAUAAACACAAAGAAGGAAACAACAGACACUGGAGUCUCCUUGAGAGGGAGGGCGGGAGGAGAGAGGGGAACAGAAAAGCUAACUAUUUGGUACUGGGCUUAAUACCUGGAUGAUGAAAUAAUAAGUUAAACAAACCCCCGUGACAUGUGUUUACCUGUGUAACAAACCAUAUGUACCCCGAAACCUAAAAUAAAAGUUAAAAAAAAGAAA